AUCUCCAGGUGUGUGGAAGUUCAUGUGUUUGAUGUGAAUUGAGGUGUUUGAUCUCCAGGUGUGUGGAAGUUCAUGUGUUUGAUGUGAUUUGGAGGUGUUUGAUCUCCAGGUGUGUGGAAGUUCAUGUGUUUGAUGUGAUUUGGAGGUGUUUGAUCUCCAGGUGUGUGGAAGUUCAUGUGUUUGAUGUGAUUUGAGGUGUUUGAUCUCCAGGUGUGUGGAAGUUCAUGUGUUUGAUGUGAAUUGGAGGUGUUUGAUCUCCAGGUGUGUGGAAGUUCAUGUGUUUGAUGUGAUUUGAGGUGUUUGAUCUCCAGGUGUGUGGAAGUUCAUGUGUUUGAUGUAAUUUGGAGGUGUUUGAUCUCCAGGUGUGUGGAAGUUUAUGUGUUUGAUGUAAUUUGGAGGUGUUUGAUCGAGCUGAAAGUUUCACUUUGUUGUAAUUUAUUACUGGAUUUUAUAUAUUUUUUUAAAUAUGGUCAUGUUUGUAAGUAGAUAAUCCAUGACUGAUCAGGUGUUCCUAAUAAAGUGGCCACUGAAUGGAGAAGUUGUGUACAGUAGAUGUAUUUCUCCUGAUGAGACUCUGAUCCUGGGUUUAAUGUUUCAGAAUGUUUGUAAAAGCUACAUGACUUUUAGUUGUACAGGAUUUCUGACAGUGAAAUAAAUUAAGUUUGGGUUCUGGAAAGGAAAACAUGGAUAAUUACAAACUCAGAUGAAAGUACAGAAGAUAUUUGUUCCUGCAGAUGUUCUGUGUGUUUCUUUAGGAUCGAGAACAUUGUUGUGCAGCUCUGAUGUCACGGGGAGUCUGUGAUGUCACUGUGAUGUCACAGAGAUGCUGCAGGCGCUUUCACUUGUGCUGCGGCAGGUUUCUCAUUUUCUGAGCUGCAGUGUUCAGAGAUAGAUAAUGUAUAUAAUAUAUGUAAAUAACAGUGGGCGUACACACUGCUGCUGUAGUGAACGAGUGAGACCUUGCAGGUGAAGAUGUCUGAACUUGAGAAAAACUGCUCUGAGGUCACUGACACUCAGCAUAAAGAAGAAGCUGAUGGGCAGAACGUACCAUUUCCUGGUCCUCUGAUGAGUGAGAAGAUGCAGAAGGAAGACCUGAGCAGGUUUAUUCAGAGGAGAUGUCAGGAAUGUGCUCUGCACCUGGAUGAUCCUGACCAACUAAAAUCCUAUUUCUUCUGGAUGAUUAUGGAACGUUUCCUCAAUCAGAACAGAAAAGUAAUGAUGGCUGAAAUCGCCAUUAUUCUCUUCCAGGGCUACAGCUAUGGGAGGAGGAAGCUCGGUCGGAUUAUGAUCCAGGAGGACUGGUGUCUUCCUCUGGCGCGUCUUUUAUCCUCCGCCGCUGCUGCUGGAGACCAACACAGAACAGACAUCAUUAAAAUGGGAGAUGAUUUCGCUUCCAGAGGACGGAUCUUUGCAGCACACUUGUGUUACGUGGUGGGACGCCAGGAGCUCGGAUUCCGCAGGAAAUUUCAUCUAAUAGGAUGUGAACGGAUUCCUACUAAUCACAUCAUCUCACAGGAGGUGUUGAAGAGAACAGAGGUGUAUGAGUACGUUCUGUCUCUGACCUCAGGGUUCGGUCAGCCUCACUUCCAGAAAAUCAAGUUGAUUCACGCCCAAAAUCUUGUUGCUGUUGGACUGAAAGCUCUGGCGCUGGAUUACUGCGAGAGCAUCGCUACAACCAUCUUCAGAUCCCCUCGACUCUUUAACAGAUAUAUUUUGGCUCAGCUUAUAGUAUUCUGUGAAAAGUUGCUUGAAGGGAAAGAAGACGUGGACUGGAUGAUGAAACUUCGCCGGCUGUUCAGAUUCUUCAGCACACCCAUCUCUGUGGUUUGUCCUGAUCAGGUGGCUCUUGAAAAAAUUCCGUAUCAACCUGAGGAGUUUGAAGAGGAGGUUAAGUCACAGUACAUCGUAGGAGAGAUCUUGGGGAAAGGAUCUUUCAGCUCUGUUUAUGCUGCAGUGCGUAAGGCAGAUGGAAAACAGGUUGCUCUGAAAUAUGUGACCAAAGACUUGCAUGAAGGAAUGCCUGGAGAAAAGCCUAAGGAGGUGGAGAUGAUGGACAUCUUGUGCAAGCCCCCUCGAUGUAAGAACAUUGUUGAGCUGCAGGAAUGGUUUGACAUAUCCAGUUGUUUCGUUUUGGUGCUGGAGCGACCCAUUCCCAGCAUGGACCUUCAAAAGUUUUGUAAGAAUUACCAGGAUGGACAUUUGCCUGAAUAUCUGGCGCGGGUGAUCCUGCAGCAGGUGAUUCGUGCUGCUCAGCACUGCUUCGAUCGUGGAGUUUUCCACAGUGACCUCCGUACCCAAAACAUCCUGAUCAAUACGGACACGCUGGAGGUGAAGCUGAUCGACUUCGGCUGUGUCGAGAUGUUGUGCAAAAACUCUACAGGAUGUCGUUCCUACCUCUGGAGUCUGGGAUGGACCUUGGUGGAGUUGGUGUGUGGAAACAUUUUCCUGUAUAAUUUAGAUCAUGUGAUUGACAGUUGUUCACAGAUGAUUUCAGACGACUGCUGCCAUCUGAUCUCACAAUGCCUGAUACACAGUGAGAAACCACUCACUCUGGAUGAGCUCCUGAACCACAGCUGGUUUACUAGUGGACUUGAGGACCUGAGCCACGACCGAGAGCUUGAGAAGAAUCAGCUCAGACCUCUCUAAACCUUCACCACCGGAUUACACUUUCUCACAUCCUCCUGCAGCUCCACCCAGUCUCCAGUGUCAGAUCUUUACCAAUCAGUGUUGAAGUUCUCUGAUGUCUUCAAGAGUUUAUACACAAAGAUGAACCCCUUACCUUUUUUUUAGAUACCCAGUAAAGAAAAAGUCCAUGAGAUGGCAUGUAGAAGAAAUCUUGAUUCAAAAGAAACCCCAUCUUCAUCUGGUGACUCUUCACCUUCUUCACUCCUACUGUUACACUAUUAAUUGAUAUUUGUAUAAAAGUCAACUGUCCUGGUCAAAAGGAACAGAAGAAUGAAUGUGAAUCUCUGAAAACCCAGAAAACACACCAGGUGUUUCCACACGUUCCUCAGACUCUGUGUGGAUACCAGGAAUUCCGGAAUGUUCUGGGUUUGUUCUCCUGUGUUUUAUCUGGAAAUAAAGGAAACACUGAGAUGGA
Messenger RNA from Silurus meridionalis, 3100 nucleotides. RefSeq lists its product as uncharacterized. Gene Ontology annotation, biological process: protein autophosphorylation; regulation of mitotic cell cycle; negative regulation of apoptotic process. Gene Ontology annotation, molecular function: ATP binding; protein serine/threonine kinase activity. Bases 973 to 2646 code for a protein of 557 amino acids. Gene Ontology annotation, cellular component: cytoplasm. The record is from RefSeq and is a predicted model, not a curated record. Lineage: Eukaryota; Metazoa; Chordata; Actinopteri; Siluriformes; Siluridae. The transcript has 14 exons.